Messenger RNA from Chrysoperla carnea, 3641 nucleotides. Its product is annotated as fatty acid synthase-like. The transcript has 9 exons. Gene Ontology annotation, molecular function: fatty acid synthase activity. Gene Ontology annotation, biological process: fatty acid biosynthetic process. Lineage: Eukaryota; Metazoa; Arthropoda; Insecta; Neuroptera; Chrysopidae. Bases 75 to 3641 code for a protein of 1188 amino acids. The record is from RefSeq and is a predicted model, not a curated record.
UUAAUUACAGAGUGAAUCAGUUUGAAACAACACUUUUCUAAGAUUAUUUAGACGGCUUAACACAUUUUAUAACAAUGGUUCAAAACUGGUUUUCGUAUCCGAAUCCAGCGCCAGGAGAAGAAGUUGUAAUUUGUGGUAUUUCGGGUUUAUUUCCAAAAAGUGACAACAUUAUUGAAUUAAAGCAUAAUUUAUAUAAUGGUAUUAACUUGAUAUCAGAAGAUAACUCAGCCUCAAAUCCUGAUAUACCAAAAUAUAUGGGUCGAGUGAAUGCAAAUGUUCUUAGCGAGUUUGAUAAUAAAUUUUUUAAUAUUCCCGAUGAACAGAUAUAUUCAAUGGAUCCAAUGACUCGUGUUCAUUUAGAGAAAGCAUAUGAGGCCAUAAUUGAUGCAGGAUUAAAUCCCGACGAUUUACGUGGAACAAAAACUGGAGUUUACACAGCGUCCUCAUUUAGUGAAGCUGACUAUGAUUGGAUUAAUUCACCAGCGAAUGUUGAUGGCUAUGGUGCGAUUGGAACAAGUAUUAAAGGAAUGUUAGCCAACCGCAUAAGUCAAUGGUUAGAUUUACAUGGCCCAUCGUAUAAUGUGGAUACAGCUUGUUCAAGUUUCUUAUAUGCUGUUGAGCACGCAUAUAGAGAUUUGAGAGCUGGAUUUGUGGAUUGUGCACUUGUUGGAACAGCAAAUUUAUGUAUGUCUGAAAUGACAACUUUACAAUUUGUACAUUUGGGUUUAUUAUCAAAAGAAGGAGCUUGUCGAACUUUUGAUGAAAAAGCAAAUGGCUAUGUAAGAUCUGAAACAAUUGGAUGUGUUGUUUUAAUGCGUGCUAAAGAUGCUAAACGUAUCUACUCGUAUAUUGUGCACUCAAAGACUAAUUGUGAUGGAUAUAAACCUCAAGGUAUUACGUUUCCAUCUGCAGAAGGUCAACACAAAUUAUUGAGUGAAUUCUAUAACGAAAUUACAAUUUUACCGAAAGAUAUUAAUUACGUUGAAUGCCACGGCACUGGUACUAAAGUUGGAGACGUAGAGGAAUGUAUUUCAGUUGAGAAAAUAUUUUGUAAAGAUCGUAAAUCACCGUUAAAAAUUGGUUCUGUUAAAUCUAAUCUUGGACAUUCUGAACCAUCCUCUGGAUUAUGUUCAAUUGCAAAAUGCAUUUUGUCCAUGGAGUCUGGUUUGAUUCCACCAAAUUUGCAUUAUAAUAACCCAAAGAAAGAAAUUCAAGGAAUAACCGAAAAUAAAAUGGAAGUUGUUGAUAAAAUUACUCCAUUAGAUGGUGAUUAUAUGGCUGUGAGUGGAUUUGGAUUUGGUGGAGCUAAUGCACAUCUGUUGUUGAGACGUUUCGAAAAAAUGAAAAAAAAUAAUGGGUAUCCCUCGGAUGACCUACCACGUCUUGUUUGUGUAUCUGGCAGAACUCAAGAUGCAGUGAAUACAAUCAUCCAUGAUUUACAAAAACGUUCUAUAGAUGUAGAGCACGUUCGAUUAUAUCAUGAAGUUUAUCGGAAGAAUAUAAAAAAUCAUGAAUAUCGUGGAUAUGUGCUAUUACAAAAAAGUGAGCCACGUAAUAUUGGCCAUGCAACGAAAUUUAUUAAAAAUUUGGCAACACCAGCCAUUUGCUAUGUUUUCACUGGAGUAGGAAGUCAAUGGGCUGGCAUGGGCAUAACAUUAAUGCAAAUACCAAAAUUCGCGGCAACAAUGCAUAAAUUGAACAAAUAUCUAGAUCCACUUUGUGUGAAUAUUGUGAAGAUUAUUACUGAUACAAAUCCAAAAGUUUUUGAUAAUCCUUUGUAUGCAAUACUUGGAACUACAGCGAUCCAAAUUGGUUUAGUUGAUGUAUUGAAUGCAAUUGGCAUCGAAGCAGAUCAUAUGAUUGGUUAUUCCACUGGAGAAUUCGCAUGUGCCUAUGCUGAUAAUUGUUUAACUGCUGAGCAAACAAUUUUGGCUGCAUAUUAUCGUGGAUUAACAUUGUUUGAUUCCAAAAUGAUUGGGAAGUCGAUGGCUAUGAGAGAUGUUAAUUCAAAUGAGUUAUUAAAUGACUAUACAACAGAAAUCGAUAGAGAUGAGCAUAUCAAUAAAAGAAAUAGAAUGGAAAAUUCGGGUUUAGUAGGGUCGGGAUUACUGAAAGAGUUAAGAAAAUUAAUUCCAAAUCCAAAGUCAAAAUCAAAGAAAUGGAUUAGUAAAACUGAAUCAACAAACAUGAAGAAUAAUGAAAACCACGAAUUAUUCAUUCUUGAAAUAUCACCAGCUAAUUCAUUAGUCGAUCUGUUAAAAGAUGUUAUUGAUAAAGAGAAUGUUUUGAUUGGAUCACUGAUGCAAAAGAACGAUUAUGAUUUAAACACAUUUUUUAAUAUUAUUGGAAACUUGUAUACAAAAGGAUUCAAUCCACAAUUGGCAACAUUGUACCCGGAAGUACAAUUUCCUGUAAGCUGUGGUACUCCAAUGAUAGGACACACCGUAAAAUGGGAUCAUUCAAGAAAAUGGCCAGUACCAAAAGAAGGCUUUAGUUGGGUCGACACAUCGUUGGAAAAAACGAUUUUAAUCGAUGUGACUAAGCCAACAUAUGAAUAUCUUACAGGCCACAUAGUUGAUGGUCGUAAUCUUUUUCCGGCAACUGGUUACUUAGUUUUAAUGUGGAACGCCUUAUCAGAAAUUGAAGGAGAAUUAUUGGAAAAUAUUGCAGUGGAAUUUGAUGAUGUUAAAUUUUUACGGGCUACAAAUAUCCCAAAAAAAAAUACACUAACAUUUUCAAUGAUGAUCCAAAAGGGUACCGGAAAUUUUGAAAUUUUAGAAAGUGAUUCAGUUGUCGUCACUGGUCGACUCAAGCGUUUACCUCAUAAUUCCAAAGAAUUACUAAAGCUGCCCGAAGUAAAACCAAUUGUCAAUGAUACUGACAAGUUGCCGUUAAACUCACGUGAUAUUUACAAAGAAUUGCGCUUACGUGGCUACAAUUAUCAAAAUGAGUUCAAGGGCAUUAUAUCUACGGAUAAUAGUGGCUUUGUUGGACAAAUUCAAUGGAAACCAAGCAUGUGGACUGCAUUUAUGGAUAAUAUGCUACAACUGCAAAUAUUACAAGAAGAUGCCAGGUUUUUGUAUGUACCCACAAGUAUACGAAAAUUAACAAUUUAUCCGCAUGAACAUUUCCAACAUAUCCAAGAACACGAAGAUGGUGGACAGUCAAUAACCGUCACAAAUUACAAAGAAUAUAAAGUGCUACAAGGUGGAGGUAUCCAAAUUGAGGAUUUAAUGGCAACAUCAAUAAAUCGUCGAAAACCUUUGGCUGAAGCUGUUUUAGAAAAACAAGAAUUUGUUCCAUUAAUAAAUUGUAUUUCCCAAAAAUAUACGGUUGUUGAUGCUAUGCGAAUAUUUUUCCAAAUCGGUUUAGAGAAUAACCCAAGUGUUAAGGUAAAAGUCGUUGAGGUUGAUAAUGAAGUCAACGAUAUAUUGGCACCAGUAAUUUUUGAAGUUCUAAGCGACCUACCAUUAAUUCAACCUGAUAUAACAGUUCUUUCAAGUCGAUCGUUUCAAUUGCCAAAUAAUUGUCAAGUUUCUAACAAACCAUUAGAAACUGAAUCCAAAGCUGAUUAUAUUGUGACAUAUGAUUUAAUAAACAAUCCAAAUGUAAGUAUUCAAUUUAAUAUUAAAACAAGUUGA